Molecule: messenger RNA, 3340 nt
Organism: Patella vulgata (common limpet)
Lineage: Eukaryota; Metazoa; Mollusca; Gastropoda; Patellidae
Product: gastric triacylglycerol lipase
Exons: 10
Coding region: 194-1498 (434 amino acids)
Molecular function (GO): hydrolase activity, acting on ester bonds
Source: RefSeq, a predicted model, not a curated record
GGUCACCCUUGGUCACAUGAAAAUGACUUGGGUCGGCAAAUGUUUUCUCUAAAACUUAUCAGCAUAUAAUAAGAGAUAAGUUGUGAAAUAAAUGAAGUGAUAUGAACUAUUUCAUGUGAUAACUGCAGCAGAGAAGUUUUGUAGUUUAUCUUAUUUUAUGUAGAUCAACAAAGCCACGGGGCAGGCUUUCAAAAUGAACAUUCGUCAGAGUUUUACCUUAUUAUUUGUUUACAAAUUUUAUUUAAUUUUUCUUUGGUUAUCUGAGGCACAAGGGAAAAUACUCGGAUUUGAGCAGAAACAACUAGAUUACAAAUUAGAUCAAUUAUUAGUGAAGAAAAAUUUAUUUAAAUACGUAAUGAAACAAGAACGUACAAAAUGUCCUCAAUUAGAUCCAGAGGUGAAUAUGAAUGUGACGCAACUUUUAACCAGCAAAGGCUACCCAUGUGAGGAUUAUACAGUAGAAACGAAAGAUGGAUUUUUAUUGAGUGUUCAGCGAGUUACACAUGGUCUUAAUAAUAAAAAUGUAACAAAUAGACCAGUAGUGUUUUUACAACAUGGUUUAUUAUGUACUUCAACCAACUGGGUGACUAAUUUAAUAAAUGAAAGUUUAGCAUUCAUAUUAGCGGAUGAAGGGUAUGAGGUAUGGAUGGGUAACUCUCGAGGUAAUACUUAUUCCAGACGACACAAAACUUUAUCACCCGAUCAAGAUGAAUUUUGGGCAUGGAGUUGGGAUGAAAUGGGAGAAUAUGAUUUUCCAGCUAUGAUUGAUUUUGCUUUAAAUGUAUCGGGUAAAACAAGUUUAUAUUAUGUUGGACACUCUCAGGGUACAACACAAGCAUUUGUUCAUCUCUCACAAAACCCAGAGUUCGGAGAAAAGAUUAAAUUGUUCUUUGCACUAGCACCAGUAGCAACUGUAGGUUCUAUGGAAAGUCCAAUAAGAUAUUUGUCUGCUUUAAAGGAUGAGACAAUUUAUGAAAUUUUAAAACGUAGAGAUUUUCUACCAAGUAACAGAAUACUAGAUAUUUUAGCAGAUACUGUAUGUAGAAGUCAAGAGUUACGAUUUUUGUGUGCUAACGUGUUAUUUUUAAUAGCAGGCUAUGACACCAGUAAUUUGAAUAAUUCACGUUUACCAGUAUAUAUAAAUCAUACUCCAGCUGGUUGUUCUGUUCAAGAUUUAAUACAUUAUUUACAAGGUUAUAGAAGUGGUAUCUUCCGUAAAUAUGAUUAUGGUUCAGCUGAUCAGAAUGAGAAACAUUAUGGACAGCCGACACCUCCACAGUAUAAUGUAAGUAGGAUAACAGCUCCAGUAGCGUUAUUUUAUGGUGAUAAUGAUUGGUUGGCUGAUCUUAAGGAUGUGGCUUUACUUAUACCAAAGAUUCAAAAUUUGAAAGCAAAAAUAGAAGUUCCUCAAUGGAAUCAUCUGGAUUUUAUUUGGGGUGAAAAUGCUGCUACCAAAGUUUAUAAUACUGUUAUACAAAUGAUAAAAGAUAAUCCUUAGACACAACACGCUCCACUUUUAAAAUAUGUUAAUAUAAUUGUAUAUAUAAAUAUUAAACUGACGAUCAAAAGAAGGUAUAAGCAACUUAUAUUCGGAUAGAGUAAAAUACAAAAUCUGUUCAGACAUUGCAAACAACUUGUUCACAAAACUGUACUUUCCAAGAGAUUUAUGUUCCCUGAUAUGCCAUGAAGAGUUGGCAAUUGCUUAGUAAGAAACUGCACCAGUUAACAAUGAUAGUAUCAUAAUCACCCUCGGUAUCCCCAGAGAUAUCGUUCAGUUCUAUUCCACCAUACCCUGGGUUUUUACAAAUUCAAAUUAUCUGCCCUUGAUCGUAGGUCGAUUCUACAAACCAAUCAAAAAAUAGUUUACAUACCAGUCUUAGCAUUAUUGUUUACAUUCACCACAAUAAUGUUAGUUACAAUAAGAUGCGAGUUACUUCUCUUUGUCAACUCAAUUGGUCAAUAAAAAUAGCACCAGUAUCAAAGGGUUUCUCCCUUUGUGAAGGGACCCAAGAUACAGUGGAGUAGAACAGAACAAUACCCCGGGGAUAACUAGGAUGUGUCAUUAUAUGCCCAAUCUCUUCCCUAAAUUUUGUUUGAUCAAAUUCAUUACCAGAUAGAUUGGUCCUAAUAUCACUUUGUCAGGCAACCAAUAGGAUUUCAAAGCAAUCUUAUGCAGUGACAGGGGGGUGGGGUUGGGGUGGAUGGGCGAUUGGUUAGCGCGUUGUAUCAUAAGGUCUGUCAUUGAGUCAACUGGCAUGGUUUUGAUUGGAAGUGACCAGGAGUAGGGUUUUCUCCGUGUCCUUUGAUUUCCUCUCACUGCUAAAGACCCAUAGGCGCAAGUGAAUUAUUGAAAUAAAAUUGAACCAUAUGUUAGUUCCGAAAUGACAUAGUUUGUGUCAGUGGACUCUCUUUCUCAUAGAGAGACAGAAAAUGUUGCUAAAUUCUUCUUGGGUGUGUAAACACAGGUCAUCGUCCCAAAGACUUAAUGUACAAUCUUUGUGUCUAAAUUCUUUUGAUUGAUUGGUUUUUUGUUAGCUUUAAAAUAUAAAUUUUGUUUUUUUGUUAGCUUUAAAAUAUAAAUUUAGAAACUCAGGAUGGAUACAAAUUAUAAUAUCGGUAUUAGUAAUCCUAAUAUAAUGUCUAAUUUGUCCAUUUUUAUGAUUGUUUUCAAUGUUUUAAAAUAUUGUUACAUUAUUUUUUUAAUUGUUAUAAUAAUAAUUGUUUAUAGAUUUCAGAUGUUUAAUUGUUCACAAUAUGUACCAGUAGUAAUCCAAAUAAAUAAAAACCUCAGUAAAUUUACAAAUGUUAGUAAUAAUCAAAAUAGAUUGAUUUAUAGAUUCUGAUUAUUUUGUUCAACUGUAGUCAUUAUGUAUAUAUUGUUUAACCUCUUGAAAGGGGAAGCAACUGUAUCAAUAUAUUAUCAGAAUACCCACAUCUACAUCCCGUGUAAGACAGUUUGGAAGGGUUAAAGAUUCUGAAGCUUUUGAAUGUGACUAAAGAUUCUAAUGCUGUUGAAUAAUAGUAUGUGACUACAUGUUAAUAAAAUAUAGUCCUAGGUAUAUUGGUUACAAGGUUAUUGUUAAUAUUGAUAAAUUUCCAUAGACUAUUGUUAUCUGUGACAUUCCAUAGACAUAUAAAAUCAUUAUUCAUCAAUCAAGCAGCAUUGUGUUAGUUCAAUGGUAUCGAUAAUAAAUUGAUCACUCACAUGAUGGCUUCCUACAGAAUGAAAAACAACAAUGUUUAUAUUAGAUUUAUAUUUGAUAACUAUUUAUUACAUAUCUGUAAAAUUUGAUAUAUGUGUAAAUACAGUAUUAUUAUUGCAAAUUGUAUACAUAAAAGA